This is a messenger RNA of Knipowitschia caucasica, 336 nucleotides long. Lineage: Eukaryota; Metazoa; Chordata; Actinopteri; Gobiiformes; Gobiidae. The record is from the annotation of a GenBank genome assembly.
AUGCGCACAUGUCACGGUCCGAUCCUGGACAUCAGCGGCCCCGAGCUACGUGCUCAGUCCGGAGCUCUGGACCAUGAACACUGGACCAUCAACACUGGCCCAUCAAACUGGACCAUCAACACUGGACCAAUAACACUGGACCAACAACACUGGGCCAUAAAUACUGGACCAUCAACACUGAACCAUCAAGACUGGGCCAUCAACUCUGGACCAUCAACUCUGGACCAUCAACACUGGACCAUCAACACUGGACCAUCAACACUGGACCAUCAACUCUGGACCAGCAACACUGGACCAGCAACACUGGACCAUCAACUCCGGAUCAUCAACUCUUGA